This is a messenger RNA of Phyllopteryx taeniolatus (common seadragon), 656 nucleotides long. It is a transcript of the gene lamtor4, whose product is annotated as late endosomal/lysosomal adaptor, MAPK and MTOR activator 4. The record is from RefSeq and is a predicted model, not a curated record. Bases 285 to 587 code for a protein of 100 amino acids. The transcript is spliced from 4 exons. Gene Ontology annotation, biological process: cellular response to amino acid stimulus; positive regulation of TOR signaling. NCBI's taxonomy places the organism in Eukaryota, Metazoa, Chordata, Actinopteri, Syngnathiformes, Syngnathidae. Gene Ontology annotation, molecular function: guanyl-nucleotide exchange factor activity. Gene Ontology annotation, cellular component: Ragulator complex; lysosome.
GCACAUACAAACAAACAACCGUUCGCACUCACCCUCACACUCACACCUACGGGCAAUUUCGAGUUGUCUUCAAACACUGAAUUGUAUUCGUUAAACAGAAGAAAUUCCCAUUACGAGUCGUACUCGUAUCACUAUUUCAUUCUCGUGGCCUCAGUUGGCUUUGUUUGAAUGCGUGGAAUCGGCUUACGAGACAAAUUCUUGUUUUUCCGAGGGCUCUUGAAGCACUCCCAGUCACGUGAAACAAGCCGGAAGUGGCAGUCAAGUGGAACGAAGAAGACGAAAGGAUGACGACUGCUGCCCUGACUGCGGGCCUGGAGCGGAUCCCGGACCAGCUCGGCUAUCUGGUCAUCAGCGAGGACGGCGUUCUGGCCUCUUCAGGUGAGCUGGAAAACGACGAGCGCACAGCUGGCGUGAUGAUGCAGAUGGUUCGCACGGCUGCUCGCUUGAGGUUGGCGGGAUCGGCCGACGUGCCCUUCAAACGCAUGUCGGUCAUCUUGGAGGAUUUUGUUUUCACAGUGACCGCUUCGGGGCAGAAGGUUUUUGUGGUCAAACGGCAGAACAACCAGCAGGAACCAAUCGGCGUUUAGAAAGGCAAAGCCAAAGUGAUGUCACGUAUAUUUGUAGGACACAUUUCAAUAAAAUGUUGAAACUUGAAA